Molecule: messenger RNA, 414 nt
Organism: Funneliformis geosporum
Lineage: Eukaryota; Fungi; Glomeromycota; Glomeromycetes; Glomerales; Glomeraceae
Source: the annotation of a GenBank genome assembly
AUGGCAGCAAAUUCUGGUGCAAGGAUUGGAUUGGCGGAAGAAGUUAUGAAUCAUUUUAACGUUGCAUGGAUUGAUAAAGGAAAUCCAAGCAAAGGUAUCAAAUAUCUUUAUCUUGAUUCGGAGAUAUAUAAGCAAUUACAUCAAAAUGGAAGGAAAUCCGUUAUCACGGAAGAAAUUGUUGAGGAAGGAGAAAUACGACAUACCGAUAUUAUUGGAUCAAAAGAUGGGCUUGGUGUUGAAAGUUUGAAGGAUUCAGGAUUAAUCGCUGGGAUAACAUCGCGAGCAUAUGAGGUAGUUGAGUUAUAUAUAAAUAAAUUACUUAAUCAUGUUUUAAAAUUAUAUCCAAUUAAAAUGGAGAAAUUAGAAUAUGACAUUUUAAUUGCAUAUCAGAAAUAUGUGUUAGAUUUAGAAUAG